GGUGAAGCGGAUGUUUAUAUUCCGCACCAACAGUGAAGAAUGGGCGAGCAAUGACAGCAGAAGUGAGAGAUGGAUCGAGAACACAGAACACACUCAGCACAACACUCCAACACACCAUUGCAUCGUCUGUCAUGCAUGCAGCUUGGCCUAUAGCCUGUACUGUCUAGAUCCUAUCGCGCUACAGCGCAAGGAAGAGAAAAGGGCUGUGCUUCCUGAAUCAAACCCAGUCCUGCUGCUCCAUGUUUCCUAUGCUAACCCUUUUGAGCAUGUUUUACUAUAUCUGUCUGCGGCGGCGCUCCAGGAGCGGGACACGGAGCGAGGCGUUGGGUAGCCGGCGGGCAGUGGAGCUGGGCCAGCGUUCUGCGCUGCCUGUCACCGUUGAGGUCGAGCAGUAUGGCAAAGAGGUCCUGGACUUCAGUUCUCACUACGGCAGCGAGAACAGCAUGUCCUAUACCAUGUGGAAUCUAGCGGGCGUACCUAACGUCUAUCCCAGCUCAGGAGACUUCACCCAGACCGCUGUGUUCCGGACUUAUGGAAGCUGGUGGGAGCAGUGCAUCAGCUCCUGUCAACGGUUCCGUCGUACGCCGCCUAGUUUCCACAGCCAGGACUACCUGGAACUGGCCUUCGAGGAGCCCGUCUAUCCCACAGCCGUGGAGGUGCUGGAGACCUACCACCCCGGGGCCAUUGUCAAGAUCCUAGCGUGCUCGCUCAACCCUUUCUCCCAGAACCCUCCUGCUGAUGUGAGGUGGGAGGUUCUGUGGGCGGCAAGCCCAACAAAGCUGACCCCUCAGGCUCGACAGUUCUCCCCCAGCAUCAAGCAGAUCAAUUUUGCAACCAACCUGUUGCGUCUGGAAGUGAACAGCUCCGUUUUGGAAUACUACACGGAGCUGGAUGCUGUGAUCCUGCGAGGCGUUCGGGAAAGACCUAUUCUGGCCCUCUAUAAGAUCCCUGUCAUCGACAUCAAUGAUCUGAGUGACAGUGAAGAGGAGAUCAGUGAUGCAGGAGGCCUCUGCUGCAGGUCGGCUGGAGAAAACCGGCACAACUUGGGGAACGGCUACUUUGAUAGGCUCCCUUAUGAGCUAAUCCAACUGAUCGUGAGUCACCUGCCCGUUCCGGACCUGUGCCGAUUGGCUCAGAGCUGCAAGCUUUUUCACAAACACUGCUGCGACCCGCUGCAGUACAUUCAGCUCAGCCUGCAGCCGUACUGGGCCCGUCUCACAGACGCCUCUCUGAGCCACCUGCAAAGCCGCUGCACCCUCCUGCAGAGACUGAACAUGUCCUGGACGGGCAACCGUGGAGCCGUGACGGCCACUGGAUUCUGCAGCUUUAUGAAGGCCUGUGGGGUGAGUCUGGUGUGUUUGGAGCUGUCGUGCUGCCAUUUCCUGACUGAAGCGUGUUUAGAAGUGAUCGCCCAGACGUGUCCGUGCCUCCAGGAGCUCAAUUUGGCUUCCUGUGACCGUCUGCAACCUCAGGCCUUCAAUCACAUCGCCAAACUCACUAAUCUACGCAGACUCGUGCUGUACCGCACCAAAGUUGAGCAAUCAGCCAUAUUGAGCAUCCUCACCUUCUGCCCAGAGCUGAAGCACCUUAACGUGGGAAGCUGUGUCAUGAUUGAGGACUAUGAUGUGGUGGCGAGUAUGCUGAGCGCACGCUGCCGUUCUCUGCGCUCCCUCGACCUGUGGCGCUGCAGGAACCUUAGCGAGCGCGGUCUGGCAGAGCUGGUUUCGGGCUGCAGGCUCCUGGAAGAGCUGGACCUGGGUUGGUGCUCCACGCUUCAGAGCAGCUCCGGCUGCUUCCAGCACUUGGCCCGCAGUUUACCCCGCCUACGCAAGCUCUUCCUCACCGCCAACCGCACCGUGUGUGACUCUGACCUGGAGGAGCUGGCCGCUAACUGCAGCGCUCUGGAGCACCUUGAUAUACUGGGCACACGGAUGGUGAGCCCUGCCUCUCUGCGGAAGUUACUGCAGAGUUGUCCUCAGCUAAAGCUGUUGGACGUGUCCUUCUGCUCGCAGGUCGACUCUCGCUUCGUCCAGGAGCUCAGUGGCCUUUUCCCAAAGGUGUCCAUCAAGAAGAGUUUCACUCAGUAAAACUCUGUGGGGUCCCGAGCAGGAGCAGCUUUACGGGGACGGUUUUUAAGACCCCAGGGAGAAGUGUGGCGCAUGGUGCUGUGAACUUUCUGCCUUGAACUGCACGGAGCUGUGA
Messenger RNA from Puntigrus tetrazona (Sumatra barb), 2202 nucleotides. RefSeq names its product F-box and leucine-rich repeat protein 4 (gene fbxl4). Gene Ontology annotation, molecular function: protein binding. The record is from RefSeq and is a predicted model, not a curated record. Gene Ontology annotation, biological process: SCF-dependent proteasomal ubiquitin-dependent protein catabolic process. Lineage: Eukaryota; Metazoa; Chordata; Actinopteri; Cypriniformes; Cyprinidae. Gene Ontology annotation, cellular component: SCF ubiquitin ligase complex.